This is a messenger RNA of Zerene cesonia (dogface butterfly), 2574 nucleotides long. Its product is annotated as glutamine synthetase 2 cytoplasmic-like. The record is from RefSeq and is a predicted model, not a curated record. Gene Ontology annotation, cellular component: cytoplasm. Lineage: Eukaryota; Metazoa; Arthropoda; Insecta; Lepidoptera; Pieridae. Bases 138 to 1283 code for a protein of 381 amino acids. Gene Ontology annotation, molecular function: glutamine synthetase activity. The transcript has 8 exons.
UAUUCAAACGCACACCGUACACACAUCAGUCAAUCUCUGAAUCCCGCGUGAGGCGGUUGAUUUGUGUUACAUACGUUCGUACGUUUCGCGCGUGACUUCGUUGGACUUAUCAAGGUCAAUUAUAGUAAACAAUAAAAAUGGCAGAUGCUGCAAAAAUAGAGCAUAACCCAAAAAUCCUAUCGGGGCCAGUUCUAACAAACUCCCCGAACGCAGUGCUUUCGAAAACCCUCCUCAGCCGGUACCAGGAUCUGCCAAUCGCAGCUGAUAAGAUCAUCGCCACCUACAUCUGGAUUGAUGGCACCGGAGAGCAUUUGAGGUGCAAGGAUCGCACUAUCAACAUCAUUCCUAAGCAACCUAAAGAUCUGCCCAUAUGGAACUUCGACGGCAGUUCCACAAGUCAAGCGGAGGGCCACAACUCAGAUAUUUACUUGGUUCCGAGAGCGAUUUACAAGGACCCCUUCAGACGUGGCAACCACAUCCUGGUCAUGUGCGACACGUACAAGUAUAACAUGGAGCCGACAGAAAGCAACCACCGCAUCAAAUGUCAAGAGGCAUACGACAGGUGUAAGGAUGAGGAGCCAUGGUUCGGAGUGGAGCAAGAGUACAUUCUGCUGGACGCUGACCUUCGACCAUUCGGAUGGCCCCCGGGCGGCUGCCCUCCCCCCCAAGGACCGUACUACUGCGGCGUUGGAGCUAACAAGGUCUUCGCGAGGGAUCUAGUUCAAGCCCAUUAUAUUUGCUGUCUCUACGCCGGAGUGCCGGUGUCUGGCACGAACGCGGAGGUGAUGCCCUCCCAAUGGGAGUUCCAAGUGGGUCCCUCGGUGGGGGUGACCGCGGCGGACGACCUCUGGAUCGCGCGCUACAUCCUCCACCGGCUGGCUGAGGAGUAUGGUGUUAUUGUCACUUUUGAUCCUAAGCCAGUCGCUGACUGGAACGGUUCCGGCGCCCAUACUAACUUCUCCACGAAGAAGAUGAGGGAAGAAAAUGGUAUUAUUGAAAUCGAGAAAGCCAUCGACAAGCUGUCGAAGGUGCACAUGAAGCAUAUCAAAGUGUACGACCCGCGCGGCGGCAAGGACAACGAGCGCCGCCUCACCGGCCUACACGAGACUGCCAGUAUUAACGACUUCAGUGCUGGAGUCGCAAAUCGUGGAUGUAGUAUUAGAAUUCCACGUUCCGUUGCUGAGGAAAAGAAGGGAUACCUGGAGGACCGCCGGCCAGCUUCCAACUGCGAUCCUUACUCGGUCGUCGACGCGCUUAUGCGCACCUGUAUACUGAACGAAUAACACGAAAGUCGAUUCCAUGCCACCUUUAAACGUGUUAGCUAACGCCUUUAUAACCCAUACUUUUUUAGAUGGCAAUUAGAAUUUAUAAACGUCAAUGUCAAAAUAAUACAUCAAAGUCAAACACCUGCUUUGACAUACGUAUCAGUAUGCCAUAAAACUAGCAAAAUAAUCGCACAAUAAACAACAACAAAACGAUCACGUCGUGUUAGUAAUAGUUUAAUAUGUAUUCAUUUUUAUACAUUUUGUAAUAACUCUUACAAGUAAUCGACAACAAAUAAUAUGAAGUGUUCCAUAAAUAGAAAAAUACAAUAGACUAACAUAGACAUAUUUAGGGUGUAUAAGCGAUAAAGCAAAAAGUAUUUUUUCCCAUUUAAUUAAUACGGAAUUCUACAAGAGCUACGUAAAUUAUCUUGCUCUUUUAUAAUGUUUUGAAAAGGGAAAGCAUGAUUCAUUUUAUAUAAAUAUGAAUGCACGAAUAUGAUACAGUCGAGGAGUAAAUACAGUGGUUUAUUAACAACAUUCCAUAGGCAGCUUCUAAAUGCUUAGCUGGCGUGAUAAAGGUAGCGCAUUGAUGGACCACAUAAGAUAUUAAAUAAUAAAUACUAUAGAGGAUAUUUUUACGAAUAUUAUGUGAUAUUUAAACGUUAAUUGUUAUGUUCAUUUUAUAGUUUACGCGUUUACAAGAAAAAAUUUAAUCACACAUAUCAUUUUAGCAGCCAUGAAAUAACAAAAAUAUACACCGGAUAUAUCAUUUACUAACAUACAAAGCCUACAGAAUUAUGGUAGAAUAAUUAAUAUACAACGUCAUAAUAUAUACACUAAUUAUAGGUUUAGAGUAAAUUGCUAAGUGAUAGUCAGGAGUCUAGCGGUUGGCCCAAUGUUUUGUUUAGUUCAAAUCUUCAGUACCUGCAGUUUGCAUGAAAUGUUCUAUAAAACCUAAGUAUAUUUUACAUAGCGGCAAUACAAGAAUAGCAAUGGCCUUGUAUUGAUAAUUGCUAAUAUACCAAUAGAACUAUGUAGACAAUUAUUCUAAAAAAUAAUAUAUUAAACUACCAAUAGGAAAUAACGCAAUUAUAUUAUCAAUCUUAUUGGUUGAAAUUAACUGGUGACUUGCAAGGACUUUUGGGUUAAUUCUCAUACAGCCUUAUACACUUGUGAAAAAUAACGAUAACACCACAAUAAUAAUAAUUAAAUAGGCAUAAUAUAGGUAUAUAUUAUUCAUUUAUUUGAGUGUUCAUACAACACAAGGAAUUGAGAUUUAUUUAAUGAAAUGUUUAUGAAUAUGUUAUUA